AUGAUUGUUGCAGGUUUUACUGGCCAACUUCGUGGUUGGUGGGACAAUUAUUUGACUGUCAAAGAAAGAGCAAUGGUUAUUAAUGCUCAAGCCACUGGCGAAGGAGUUGAUAACUUAGGCAUGGCCCUAGUGGCAAAUAGAGAAGAUGUUGUUUAUACUCUUAUUCUUACUAUAUUAGAACACUUCAACGAUAGAUUUACCAACCAGAAUGAGACUGUCCGUACUCUCCUUAAUGGCCUUAGAUGUAAGACCUUAGGUGAUUUUAGAUGGUAUAAAGACACUUUUAUGAGUAGAGUGAUGGAACUACCAGAAAAUAAGCUCGAUCAUUGGAAAACUAAGUUUAUAGAUGGCCUUCCCUCUUUAUUUGCUGAAAGAGUUAGGAAGAUUUUAAGAGGUAGUUAUGGUGAAAUUCCAUACAGAGACUAUACUUAUGGUAAGUUGAUAGGAAUUUGCACAGAGGAAGGGUUAAACUUGUGCAAUGAAUUAAGAUUGUCCAGGCAGCUUAAAAUGGAUAAGCUUAAGGAAAGAAACCAAUUAGGGGACUUUUUCACCCAGUUCGGUUUACCCGGGUUACCCGAGAUUUCUACUCAUAAGAAGAAGAAACAUAAGUAUCAUAGAUACCCCAACCAAGACAGUCCUUAUAGGAGAAAGAGAUCUAGAUAUAGAUCCAAAGAAGAACGAGAAGCUAAGAAAGCCCAUCGUAAGGCUACUAGAUUUACCAAAAAUAGGUCUAAGAGAGAUCUAGCUGACAUUAAGUGUUACAAGUGUGGUAAAUUUGGCCAUAUAGCCCCGAAUUGUAAGCUUCAAAAGCUGAAAACCUUAGGACUAGACGAUGAGUUACGUGAUAAGGUUUAUGGUUUGUUAUACACUUCUGGAUCAGAAUCUGAUUAUUAUUCUGAGUCAGAAUUCGAAGCUAAAAUAGAUUUACUUGACUUAUCUGAUAGUGAUAAAAAUGUUGAUAAUACUUGUACAACUUGCAAAGUGGAGCAGAUGUUAGCUGCAUUCAAGAAGGAAAAGAUCAAAAUGAUUUCCGAAAAUAUUGCUAUUGAUAUUUGUGCAGAACAUCCCAGUGCUUUUUGGAAUAGAAAAAAGCAUAUUGUCACUCUGCCUUAUGAAGAUAAUUUCUCUGAGGAUGAUAUUCCUACUAAACCUCGACCUUGUCAGAUGAACACGGAAUUAGUGGAAUUCUGCAAAAAAGAGAUUGAUAACUUGUUACAAAAGGAAGUCGGAUUCACCGAAGAACAAGUCCCGUGCUUAUACAGGACCUUUUACAACAACUUUUGGGAUAAACUAAUGAAAAAGGAUCCCAAAACAAAGACAUUAUAUGGUCAAGAACUCUUGGAUUCCAUCAAAGCAAAAAUCCAAGAAUAUUUCAGCAAACCUCAGAAAGAGGUGAUUGAUGGCAGCUCAGUACGGCAUAUUGCCAGAAAGAUCUCCUUUCAGGAAGGAGAUAAAGAAGAAUGA
This is a messenger RNA of Nicotiana tabacum (common tobacco), 1464 nucleotides long. Lineage: Eukaryota; Viridiplantae; Streptophyta; Magnoliopsida; Solanales; Solanaceae. The record is from RefSeq and is a predicted model, not a curated record.